Messenger RNA from Aquila chrysaetos chrysaetos, 1353 nucleotides. It is a transcript of the gene ATP6V1E1, whose product is annotated as ATPase H+ transporting V1 subunit E1. Bases 120 to 800 code for a protein of 226 amino acids. NCBI's taxonomy places the organism in Eukaryota, Metazoa, Chordata, Aves, Accipitriformes, Accipitridae. Gene Ontology annotation, cellular component: proton-transporting two-sector ATPase complex, catalytic domain. Gene Ontology annotation, molecular function: proton-transporting ATPase activity, rotational mechanism. Gene Ontology annotation, biological process: proton transmembrane transport. The record is from RefSeq and is a predicted model, not a curated record. The transcript is spliced from 9 exons.
GCGUGACACAGCGGCAGCAGCACCAGCUGUGACCCGAACCGGAUUUGAUUCCACUCGCGGUCGCCGACGGCCCCAGCCGCCUUCCACCGAGCCCCGCCGCCGCCGCCAACGCCGCCGCCAUGGCGCUCAGCGAUGCCGACGUCCAGAAGCAGAUCAAGCAUAUGAUGGCUUUCAUUGAGCAGGAAGCCAAUGAAAAGGCUGAAGAAAUAGAUGCAAAGGCAGAAGAAGAAUUCAACAUUGAGAAGGGUCGCCUUGUUCAGACACAGAGGCUGAAAAUCAUGGAGUAUUAUGAAAAGAAGGAGAAACAAAUUGAACAGCAAAAGAAAAUUCAGAUGUCCAACCUGAUGAAUCAAGCAAGACUGAAGGUCCUCAAGGCAAGGGAUGACCUUAUUGCAGAUUUGCUGAAUGAGGCCAAGCAGAGACUUGCCAAGGUGGUGAAGGAUACUGCCAGGUACCAGACACUGCUGGAUGGACUAGUUCUACAGGGAUUCUACCAGCUGCUUGAGCCCAAAAUAGUUGUUCGCUGCAGGAAACAGGAUCUCCCUAUGGUUAAGACUGCUGUACAGAAAAGCAUUCCCAUCUACAAAAAUGCCACAAAAAGCAAUGUGGAUGUUCACAUUGACCAAGACAACUUCCUGCCAGAGGAAAUUGCUGGAGGUGUUGAAAUCUAUAAUAGUGAUGGUAAAAUUAAGGUUUCCAAUACCCUGGAAAGUCGUCUGGACCUUGUAGCCCAGCAGAUGAUGCCAGAAGUCAGAGUGGCUCUCUUUGGUGCUAAUGCCAACAGGAAGUUUUUGGACUAAACCUCUAUGAGAGAAGGUGGGAUCUGUUCCACUGCCAUACUGAAGGGGAUGCAAAAGCAUCUGCUAGUUUAAAAUCUUGAAAUAUAACAUUACCGUGUCAUCCAGUAUCUGUUCUUCAAUGGAAUAAUUUUGCAUACCUGCUGUGCUUAGCCUCUCUACUUGUGGUUAGAAUGUAUUGCUUAAAGGAUGUGAAGACAUACAUAUUCAUCCAAAAGUGACACUAGAAAAUGGAGGCAUUUGGGCUCUUGGCUUUCCUUGCACUGUUGUGGCUCUAUAAAGACAAGUGGUCCAUUUAGGGUCACUCUCUUUGCUUUGGCCACAUGUCUUUCAAGUUGUCUAAUCUGUGAAGUAAAUUACUAUGCUGCCGAUGGGAAAUCCCUUUUCAGUUAAGGUCUUCAGUGUUACAGAGGGCAUGCAUUCCUUCCCAGGGUUAGUAGUUUAAUUCAUGUUACUUGGUCAGGCAUUUCUCUGUUCUGUAUAUGUGAUUUAAAAAAAAAAAAGCCUGAGCCUGUAAAACUUUAUUUAUUAAAAUAAAAAUGCGUGUGUGUAUGGA